Molecule: messenger RNA, 2213 nt
Organism: Sus scrofa (pig)
Lineage: Eukaryota; Metazoa; Chordata; Mammalia; Artiodactyla; Suidae
Gene: PLBD1
Product: phospholipase B domain containing 1
Biological process (GO): phospholipid catabolic process
Cellular component (GO): extracellular region
Molecular function (GO): glycerophospholipase activity
Source: RefSeq, marked validated
GAGCUGCGUGUAGGCAGGGAUAUGCAUUUCUCCACUGCUCAGGACACCUCAUCCCCGCUGCUGCAGACGAGUGGCCGGGCCUGGAGGCUAGCGGUGUGAAUAUGAACUGAUUUGUUUCCAGCCCUGGGCCGCCAAACAGCCCGACGAGUGAGGAGAAAGCGGCACGUAAGCCUGGGCAGAUCCCAGACGUGCAGCCGGGGAACUGUCUCUGGCCGGCCCACGAGGCGCUUGAGGGUCAGAAAGGGCCCGCCCUUCCCAGCCCGGGGCCCAGCAGGGCGAAGGUUGUUCCCAAGGCCACGUGAGGCUUCUUCGCCCCUAAAAGCCCCAAGCAGACCGGGCUCAUGAGAGAAGAAAGUUAAAGACGCCCCAACGUCUCUAUCGCAGCACCAGCAGCCGCCACCGCCGGCCCCGAGGGCACCUCGUCCAGCGGAGCAGAGAUCGCGGCCGCAGAGCGAUGUCCCGCCGCAGCCGGGACGGGCGCCUUGGGCUGCCCGCGCCGCCGGCCCCGCUGCUGCUGCUGCUGCUUCUGGCCGCCGCAGUGCCUCCGAGCCUGGCAGGGGUCUACUAUGCAACUGCGUACUGGAUGCCUACUGAGAAGAGAAUGCUAGUCAAAAAUGUUCUGGACAGGAAUGGGGAUGCCUACGGUUUUUACAAUGACUCUAUGAAAACCACAGGCUGGGGCAUCCUUGAGAUCAGAGCGGGGUACGGUUCUCAAUCCCUAAGCAAUAAUAUCAUCAUGUUCGCAGCCGGCUAUUUGGAGGGUUACCUCACUGCCCCACACAUAUAUGACCAUUUCACAAACCUCUACCCACAGCUGAUUAAGAAAUCUUCUGUGCUGGAUAAAGUGCAGGACUUUUUGAGGAAGCAAGAUCAGUGGACCCGGGAUAACAUCAAAAAUUACAAAAAUGAUCCAUUUUGGAGACAUACCGGUUAUGUUAUGGCACAAAUGGACGGGCUCUAUGUAGGGGCAAUGAAGAGGGCUGUAUCGGAAGGAAGGAAGCCUAUAACCCUGUUCCAGAUUCAGUUCCUGAAUGCUGUUGGAGAUCUGCUGGAUCUGAUUCCCUCUCUUUCUCCUAUAAACUACUCCGACCUGAAAGUUUUCAAGAGAUGGGACAUGGGACAUUGCUCUGCUCUCAUUAAGGUUCUUCCUGGAUUUGAGAACAUCUUUUUUGCUCACUCAAGCUGGUACACAUAUGCAGCCAUGCUCAGGAUAUAUAAACACUGGGACUUCAACAUCAUUGAUAAAGACACCAGCAGUAGUCGCCUCUCUUUCAGCAGUUACCCAGGAUUUUUGGAGUCUCUGGAUGACUUUUACCUUCUUGGCAGUGGUUUGGUAUUGCUGCAGACCACAAACAGUGUGUAUAAUAAAACCCUAAUGAAACAGGUGGUACCCCAGUCUCUCCUAGCCUGGCAAAGAGUCCGAGUGGCCAAUAUGAUGGCAAGUGGCGGCAAGCAGUGGGCGGAGGUCUUUUCAAAAUACAACUCUGGCACCUAUAACAAUCAAUACAUGGUCCUGGACCUGAAGAAGGUAAAUCUGAACUAUGGCCUUGGCAAAGGCACUCUGUACAUUGUGGAGCAAAUUCCUACAUAUGUGGAAUACUCUGAACAAACUGAUGUUCUGAAGAGAGGAUACUGGCCCUCUUACAACAUUCCUUUCCAUGAGAAAAUCUACAACUGGAGUGGCUAUCCAAUGUUAGUUAAGAAGCUGGGUUUGGACUUCUCUUAUGCUCUGGCUUCCCGAGCCAAAAUCUUCCGGCGGGACCAAGGAAAAGUGACUGAUAUGGAAUCCAUGAAAUAUAUCAUGCGAUACAACAAUUACAAGAAGGAGCCUUAUAGUAAAGGUGACCCCUGCAAUACCAUUUGCUGCCGUGAGGACCUGAACGAACUUAACCCAAGUCCUGGAGGUUGCUAUGACACCAAGGUGGCGGAUAUCCACCUGGCAUCCACGUAUACAGCCUAUGCCAUUAGUGGGCCCACAGUACAAGAUGGCCUCCCUGUUUUUCACUGGAACCAUUUCAACAAAACUCUCCAUGAAGGCAUGCCAGAGGCCUACAACUUCGAUUUUAUUACCAUGAAACCAACUUUGUAACUUGACACAGAACGAAGGAGGGAGAUGAGGGAAUAGAAGGCUGCAAAUAAGAUACCAAAGGCACUCUUUUAGCUAUGAUUUCCAUUCAGAAUUAGUCUUAAUAAAAUAUAUUAAAUUCAGUCUA